UAGAGGCUAUUCCCCUGGAUAGCCUCAUUCCACAUAAAGCUUUUGACUGAAAAAAAUUACUUCAUUCUUACCUCAUAGUUAAAAAUUGUUACCAUUAUAUGCGGUGUAUGACAUAUAAUCACAGGGAUAAUGUACGUGAAAGCAUUCCUGCAUGUCAUUACCAGUACAUUGGUGAUAGAAGCUUGAAAUACGUGUGAGUAAGAUAUUUUACUCACAUAUUUAUGAUUGCUGAAAAAAAAAGACCAUUUAAAGGCUUGAAAAGUGUGUUAGGUUCAUGUGAGGUAAUAUGUCUUUGUUAGAUAGCUUUAUGAGAUAUCUAGAAAAACUGAAAUAUUGGAAAACAGGGGAGGGCACUGAAAUCUCUGCAUGGUGAUGUAUACAUGUAAGUGCUGCGGGGUUCGAAGCUAUGUGUCAUGCAUGCAGUCAUUGGAAUAGGAUUUCCUCGUUGUUGAAAAGUGCGGGGUGCAUUCACAAUUAAGCUUUAAUACUAGGUAGAGCGAUCCAAGACUGCAAGGACUCUUGCUUUGAUGCAGUCAGGAUCAGAGUUCCCAGAUGCCCCCUCAUUACUCGAUGCCAUCUAUGAGCUAGAAGAAAAAGAAAGAGAAGAAAGAAAGAGACAAGAGAUGAGAGAAUUAGAAUUGAAUGAAAAUUCAGCAGCCUCAUCGCUCACUUUACCCCAGGACGAGCCUAACACCGAGCCUCAAGAUGAGCAGCAACCAGGAGCAGCAGCAGCAGCGCCAUCUAGGGAACUGCCAGAGGAGUAUCAGACUCUGAGGGAGGAGAAUAGAAAACUGAAAGAAGAGAGAAUAUGCAAAAUAUGUCUUGACGAUGAAGUUUCCGUUCUCUUGCUUCCAUGUGCGCAUUUAGUUGCAUGUGCCCAUUGUGCCCCUGCGUUACGACGCUGCCCUAUAUGCAGAGGAGUCAUAGAAGGGACAGUUAGGACGUAUAUUCCAUGAUAAGAAAUGUUCUCCUUAGCCAUACCAAAGGUUGUUUAUGUUUGAAUCUAUUUAUGAGUUUGAUAUUUAAAUAUCAUAUUCGGUACAAGUUAUAUAUUCUUAGGAAGUCACUUUUGUUAUUUAUUUAUUUAUUUAUUUAUUUAUUUAUUUAUUUAUUUUGUUUAGAGUUUAUGAAUGAAAUUGAUAAAGAUAAGUUGUUCAAGUAAAACCCUUAAAGGAUUUUGAUAUCCUAGGUUGAACUAAUUUUUUGUCAGAAGUGGGAUAUCAGAAACAUUUCUAUUUUUUUUUAUAUAAGCCUUUAUUAGCUCCCAUGAGGUACUUGUGAUUUGCAUAACAUAUCAGUUCUAUAUAGAUGAAAAAUUACUUUUGAAGUUCAUCAGUCUUAGCAAUGUUUUUUACCUCUUUUAUGUUCAAGAAGAGACAAUGUCUAGUCCUGAGACAGUGUGUAUGUAAUUCUGUUAAUCAUACAAGCAUCUUUAUGGCAUUUCAACUUCUGUUGUCAGGAAGAAGAAUGAUACGCCACUGCUCAAAGUGACUGUAAACAAACAGUUUUUUUUUUAAUCCUUUACAAUUUUACUAUAUUGAGGCCAGUUAUAAAAUUUGGUGCUUCAUGGCCCAGAUCAUAAUUAUAGCAGUAGUAACUUAAUAUUACUGUACAUAAUAAAUAAAAGUUCAUUAUACAGUCUGAAAUAUUAAUGUAAAGGGAUAUUACUUUUUAAGCUUACACAUGAUGAGUUAGAUUUUCAUUUUGGUAGUUUUUUGUUUCGUAAGUGAAAUUAACAAUCAACUUGUUUUGUCAAAGUCAUCGCCCAUGUUCACAGCCAGUUGUUCUAUUGUGGCACAUCCCACUUGAAAACAUGGCGAGAUUUAGUUGCUCUGCCAUUGCUGGGAGGAGGUGCAUGGGAGACGGGAAUCCAUUAUUAUGCACGCCAACUGGCUGUGAAUGCGGCCAUUUUACAGGUUUAUUUUCUGCAAAUUAUCUCUACUCUAAUUAAUUAAUAAAUCUUUGUUUGGAGUGUGAUGAACCUUUUUUGUUUUGCUUGCAUACCCAACACAUGACAGCAGUUUCUGUCAAUAUUAUGUGCAUUUUUGAUUAAAACCUUAGGGUGCAUUCAGAACAUAAUCUGUAAACUGACUGAUCUGCCCACUAAAUAUGGCAAACCUGGGCCCCGUAACUACAAAGCAUCGUGCAUUGCGACUGAUUGCAAGCAUCUCGAUUCCAUAACUCACCCAUACUAGCUAUAGCCCCAUAUAAUACACUGUAGCCUCUAUGUGAAAUCGCUAUUCACAAUACGCGAUGCUUUUGAGUUACAGGGCCCUGACUUAAAUGCAAUCAGCUAAAUCCCCUGAUGGUUUUUCCUACCUCCACACAUGCCAUUAAACCCAAUAAAUCUGGGCUUGGAGGUUUAAAUACUAGGCCCCUGCAACCAUGGCACAUGUGGAGGCUGGGAGACCGUCGGGGGGAUUAGCAGUAUCGCUUCAAAGUGGGUCAGCCAUAAUUAAUCGCCAGAUCUUUAAAUCCCCAGAUCAACUUGUUCUGAAUGUGCUCUAAGUAUGCAGCCAGGUUCACUUUUGAGUUAAGGUCCUUAGACUAAGCAUUAAAAAGGCGCUUUUAAAUGUUGAGAAAAAUUGUGACUAAGUCUCGUUUGCAACAUGAAAAAUGCUAUUUAGAUUAUGGACUUAGUUGAACCAAUAAAGGCUUUGUAUUAUCUGA
Molecule: messenger RNA, 2670 nt
Organism: Lingula anatina
Lineage: Eukaryota; Metazoa; Brachiopoda; Lingulata; Lingulida; Lingulidae
Product: baculoviral IAP repeat-containing protein 7-B-like
Biological process (GO): negative regulation of apoptotic process; positive regulation of protein ubiquitination; regulation of cell cycle
Cellular component (GO): nucleus; cytoplasm
Molecular function (GO): cysteine-type endopeptidase inhibitor activity involved in apoptotic process; ubiquitin protein ligase activity
Source: RefSeq, a predicted model, not a curated record